Messenger RNA from Cryptomeria japonica (Japanese cedar), 3163 nucleotides. Its product is annotated as cyclin-T1-3. The transcript has 8 exons. Gene Ontology annotation, molecular function: cyclin-dependent protein serine/threonine kinase activator activity. The record is from RefSeq and is a predicted model, not a curated record. Gene Ontology annotation, cellular component: nucleus; cyclin/CDK positive transcription elongation factor complex. Lineage: Eukaryota; Viridiplantae; Streptophyta; Pinopsida; Cupressales; Cupressaceae. The coding region runs from base 657 to 2795 and encodes 712 amino acids. Gene Ontology annotation, biological process: positive regulation of DNA-templated transcription, elongation; regulation of transcription by RNA polymerase II.
GAUGAACUUUUCCCCAACACUGUAAAAUUGUCGGCGGCAGAAAAACGUUGGUAAAAUCUGCGAGGGUCCUGAAAAUGAUUUGAAAUGCCGUCUUGCCUCACGUCAUUUGGCCGUGAAAAUUAACGGGGGAAAUCCCUCACUUUAAACGGGGCGUACCGGGGCUUUUUUUAAGUUUCCUUCGAUAUAUGCCAGUCUGGUGUGCAUUGGAUUGUUGCUGUCCUGCGUCUGCCGGAUCUUCAGAGGGAGUGUUUUCCAAGGAGGACGACAACAAGGGAAAUCAGAUACAAUUCUUCAUUAUCUCCACCUACGUCAGGAGUUUGUCUCUGGUUGCUAACACCUUCCUUGCUUCAUUCGUUUGCAUCUCAGCUCACUAGGUUUCUGAUUCUAGUUAGCAGUCACUAUAUACCUGCCUCUUCUUGGUAAAGUCUAGCUGGAGUGAGGGAGAUCCGUGGGGGCACAAGAUUUGAACUGUUGACCUCAAGUUGGUGAGAAUUUAGCUGCUGCUGAUUGGUCUACUGGCUGUACCCUUGUUAGACUGCAGUGCAAUUGUGGAUGAGUGUAUAAGCUCUAAAGAAAUUAAGCCAAUCUACUAAGAAAAGUUGAUAGCAGCUGCUGAAGUUUCUCAUUUGUCGAACAAACAAGGAAAAACCAAGGUUAUGGCUGGGUUCUUGUCAGGCGAUCCUUCUCAAGUUGAUAUUGCAGAAGGUGGAACAAAUGCUUUAGCCCAUACUAAAUUGGAGGAGCCAGAUCAUUCUAGCUCAAACUGGUAUUUUAGCAGACAAGAAAUUGAAGAAAACUCUCCAUCAAGGAAGGAUACUAUUGAUUUGAAGAAAGAAGCAUAUUUCAGAAAGUCCUAUUGCACAUUUCUUCAGGACCUGGGCAUGAGACUUAAAGUGCCUCAGGUGACAAUUGCUACAGCUAUAAUAUUCUGCCAUCGCUUUUUCCAUCGCCAAUCUCUUGCAAAGAAUGAUCGAAGGACAAUAGCAACGGUUUGCAUGUUUCUUGCUGGAAAGGUCGAGGAGACUCCCCGGCCCUUGAAGGAUGUGAUUCUUCUUUCAUAUGAGAUCUGUAAUAAGAAGGAUCCAGCAGCUGUUCAGCGGAUUAAGCAAAAGGACAUAUAUGAACAGCAAAAAGAGUUAAUUAUUACUGGUGAAAGGGUGGUACUUGCAACGUUGGGCUUUGACCUUAAUGUGCAUCAUCCUUACAAACCUCUUGUGGCAGCAAUAAAGAAAUUCAAGGUUGCUCAGAAUGCACUUGCUCAAGUGGCUUGGAAUUUUGUUAAUGAUGGGCUGCGUACUUCUCUAUGCCUGCAAUUCAAGCCUCACCACAUUGCUGCUGGGGCUAUAUUCCUUGCUGCUAAGUUCCUCAAAGUCAAGCUGCCCUCUGAUGGGGAGAAGGUGUGGUGGCAAGAAUUUGCUGUGACUCCACGACAGUUAGAAGAAGUUAGCAACCAAAUGCUAGAGCUUUAUGAACAAAACAGAACCGUUCCACCAUCCCGAGGGAGUGAACCGGAUGGAAGUAUAGGUGCCACCAAUCGUCUGAAGCCAGGCAACACCCAGUUGAAUAGUGAUGAACUUCCAUCUGCAAAUGGUCAUUCCCAGACUGUUUUUACUUCAGCUGCAGUUCAGACUACUAGUGGACCACCUCAGGCAGAGGAUGCAAUUCAUGCAUACAAAAGAGAUGCCUGUAGUGAUCCUCAAAAUACAGAGAAAAAUAUUGCUAAUAUCUCCAAUGUAAAACAGAACAUGGCAUUUGAACAGGCCUACAGUGAAAAUCAAAGAUUUGCUGAGGAAAAUGUAAAUACCAAUCAAGCUAGUGGAAGCACUGUAACAAAAUACAGUCUUCAAGAUGAUAGAAAGCAUGAUUUAGAUCCAUUGUCUAGCAACGGGGGCAGGGAUAAAGCUGAUGAAGCUGAUAACAUUUUUAAGCUGAAUAAAACGAAGCACUCUGCUGAUGAUUAUGAAAGCAAGGAAACAGAGGAUCGAAGAAGGGAUGUGCAACAAGGGCAGGAUAAUAAUGAACUGCAAGAGACCAAAUCAGGCGAUGAAACUAGAGGUUGCCCAGGUUCCAAUGAUACAGAACCGAAGAAGUCUUAUGAGAUCAAUAAAGAGUAUUUAAAGGCAAUCUUUGAGAAAAGAAAAAGGUCUCGUGGGGAGCUAACAGAUUCAAAGCCUACAAUUUCAAAAGCUGAUGACAUGGAUGAAGAUGAUUUGAUCGAAAGAGAACUUGAAAUUGGGGUUAUGGAAGCUGCUGAAGCAGAGAAGGUGAAACAGGAGAGAAGGGAUGUCUGGUCUAAGUCUUCUUCCAAAUUGGAGCAAGAAGUUGUUGGAACUAGAAAAGAACGUUUAGAUGGAGGAGAUAAUGGAGGAAAACAGAAGAGGCCAUAUGAGGAAAACAUAAGUGAGAGAAAAAGGGCAGCGCUAUUUGAUGCAACAGAUCGUGCUAGUCGAGAUCAUGAGUGGGAUCAGGCAGAAUUUCCUUAUGACCGAACAGAAGAAGGUGAGCUUCCAGACACGACUAUGCAUGAACAGGUGCAGUCUCCUAAACACAGUGAGAGACGAUCUUCAUUAUCUGCUCAACUUGAAAAAGCAGGGAGCCCUGCUAAUCGGCGUGAUUAUGGAGUUCGUGAUCAACAUGGAUACAAAGAUGGAUUCAGUGAGAAACAAAGGCAUAAUUAUCAUCAUCAUCAACAUUCUUAUCACCAACAGCACCAACACAGAACUGAUUCUGAUAAGGACCGUCAACAUUACAAAGAACGAGACCACAAACGAGCUAGGCACGACCAUGCAAAAUAAUAGCUAAAUAUCUAUAUGUUUAUCAAAACCAUCUGCAAAAUGAAAGAUGAAUAUCCAGACAUUUAGCACUACCAUGCAAAAGGAGAGAUAAAUAUCCAUUCAUUUAGCAUGACCAUGCAAAAUGAAAGAUAAAUAUCCAUUCAUUUAGAUGUAGCCUAUGGGUGAGUAUUUUAUUGUAUGGGCAUAUCUUAAGGAAUUUUUGGGGAGGGUUUCCAUGCUUGCGCAAAGAAGGAAUUGUGGAAGCAUGGAUGUAUAGUGCUGAUAAAUCUCCUAUUUGCAGAUUUAUUAAAUGCAAACAUUCUUGAUAUUGUAGAGAUUUUGGCAGUAAUUGCCUAUAAAGAAAUACAUCAGAAUUUUGUGUUGAAUUA